Schizosaccharomyces osmophilus is the source of this 1614-nucleotide messenger RNA. Its product is annotated as transmembrane transporter. The record is from RefSeq and is a predicted model, not a curated record. The transcript has a single exon. Gene Ontology annotation, molecular function: transmembrane transporter activity. NCBI's taxonomy places the organism in Eukaryota, Fungi, Ascomycota, Schizosaccharomycetes, Schizosaccharomycetales, Schizosaccharomycetaceae. Bases 1 to 1614 code for a protein of 537 amino acids. Gene Ontology annotation, biological process: transmembrane transport.
AUGGACUAUAUUUUUCUGUUGACAGGUAGGAAGUUCCGCCAUAUUGACAUCAAUGCAAGCCUAAGUAACGUUAAUUCCAAGAAAGCUUCCGCUCCACAAGGCCAAGAACCUACUCAUCAGCAGCAUGAAAAGGUAGAGCCUCAGGCCCAAUCCAGCGACGAAGAUGAUGGGUUUACUUCUUCCCAUAGUAAAUCUACGCAAGAGGAGCAGGACAAUUCAGAUUACCAAGUUGCUUGGGACGGUUUAGACGACCCUUUAAAUCCCAAAAACUGGCCUAUGUGGAAAAAGAAUCUUACCUUAGGUAUCGCUUCCUUUAUCGCCAUUGUAAUCACCGCUAAUUCCAGUAUUUUCUCUGCUGGUGGUGGUGUCGCUGCAAAACAGUACCACGUAGGUGCUGCUGUCGGUGACUUGUGUUCUGCUGUGUUUUUAUUGGGUUUCGCUGCUGGUUCUGUUAUUUUUGCUCCUCUUUCCGAGGUCUAUGGACGGCUUCCUAUUUAUUCUUGUACGCUCAUCAUUUUUACCCUCUUUCAAAUCGGAGGUGGGCUUUCAAAAAACAUUUGGAGUUUAGUUAUUUUUCGCUUUAUACACGGCUUCUUUGCUUGUACUCCCAUGUCUGCAUGCGGUGGUACUGUUAGUGAUCUCUAUUCCCCUGUCGAGCGUACCUCAGCAUUGCUCUUCUUUUGUGCCUGUGCCUUUAUUGGUCCCCUUACUGGACCUACCAUUGGUGGUUUUAUCACCGAUAGCAAGUUAGGUUGGAGAUGGGACUUUUGGAUUAAUAUGAUUUGGGCUGGCCUUACUUGGUUAAUCGUUAUAUUUGUCAUGCCCGAAAGUCAUGGAUCUACAAUUCUCGAUUUUAAAGCUAGGUACCUUCGCAAAAAAACAAGCUGCAGUUUGUGGUACAACGAGCAUGAGCUUCAACGUAGUGUUACCAAUGCUAUCCGUACCUCGUUAACACGUGGUAUCAAGCUUUUGAGUACCGAAGCCAUUGUCCAAGCCAUUUGUUUGUAUCUUGUAUUCGUCAACGUCCUUCUCUAUAUGGUGAACGUCGGUUAUCCUUUGAUGUUUGCUCAAUACGGAUUCAAUGCUGGUGAAGAGGGUCUUGCUAUGCUUGGUGUUGACGUCGGGGUUGGCGUAGGCUUCGCCUUUACUCCCUUGAUCCACUGGCAUUAUAAGAAACGCUUCAAGAUGAACAAUGGAAAUGUUCGUCCCGAAGACCGUCUAUGGCCUCUCUUCUUCGGCUCCUUCUUCAUUCCAAUAAGUCUCUUUUGGUUGGCAUGGACCUGUUACCCAACAGUUCAUUGGGCAGCCCCAUUAGUAAGUGGGAUCUUCUUGGGAUGGGGAUUUUUGUAUGUCUUGCAAGCUUGUUAUUCUUAUCUUGUUGAUUCCUACCACGAGUUGGCGGCUAGUGCAUUGGCCGUUGGUACAACCACGCGUUAUGCUGCCGGUGGUGGUAUGACUGUUGUUGCUCGUCCUAUGUACAAUAAUUUGAACUUUCACUGGGCUACCUCUUUGUUGGCUUUUAUUGGCUGUGCCCUUGUUCCCAUUCCUUUCCUCUUUUAUUUCUUUGGUAAAAGAAUUCGUCAAAGAAGUUCUCAUGCUUACAAGGGUGGUUAA